AUGGACAAACGCUUUGACAAGCCUCAAAAUGCGAAAGCCGGAAUUAAGUUUGACAUUCUUUCAACGGCACGGAAAUACAUCAAACUAAUUAGUUGUUGGGUUGCUAUAUGGGGACUCGGCUACUACAAGUUCAGCCCCAGUUGGGUGGCCUUUGGGGCUAUCGGCUACUUGGCUUACUUACGUGCGUAUGAAAGGCGUAGUCUUGUGAGCUUAGUUAUGAGGACCAUCACUGAAGAUGAGAAGUCAUCAGUCAUUAAUAAUAUUAGUUCUCAUGAGUUACCUGCAUGGCCUCCUCGUAUUGGUGGCAUAAAAGUCUAUGUGGAGGAGAGCAUUCACAGGGAUGAGAUCGUUAUGGACGUCGACCUGAUGCUAUAUAGCGACGCUAGGAUCAAGGUUUCCGUGGGAAAGAUCGUUGCCGGUGUUAAGGAUUUUGAGCUUCGGGGGACCCUACGGAUUUUGAUAAAGCCACUUGUUCCGCAAAUUCCUUUCGUUGGAGCAGUAACAGUGUGCUUUCUUGACAAUCCGUACAUUAACUUCCUUCUUACGCACAUGGGGAAUAUCUUAACGAUGCCUGGACUCCAGUACAUCUACUGGUUUUAUUCCUCUAACCUAUGCCUUUUGCAAACUCUGUAUAGGACGGUUCAGGACACUGUUAGUUCGCUUUGCGUUCUUCCAAAUAGGAUUUCGGUCCCUCUUGUAAACGACGUCAUUUUGGAGCAGAUUCGAUUCCCUUCAGCUCAGGGUGCUGUCCGCGUCGAGGUCAUCUCUGCUAGCGAUCUUGCAUCCGCCGAUGUAAAUCUUGCUGGGAAAUCGUCUUCUGAUCCCUACUGCGUCGUUCGAGUCGGGGCGGAAAAGUUCAUCACAAAGGUAUUGAGUAAGACGCUUAAUCCAACGUGGAACGAAUGCUUUGAGGCGGUUGUUGAUCAAAAAAUGGGUCAGUCAGUAAUCAUUGAGGUUUGGGACAAAGAUGCUAGUAGCAAGGACGACGAAUUGGGGCUAACAACAAUUCCAAUCGAGGAGGUUUAUUUGCGCGGACAAAUAAAUUCGGUGAAGAUGCUGGAGGGUGUCAGCAAAGGUAAGGUCCACAUGAAAGUGACAUGGCUGGAUCUGUCACCCAAUUCAUCGGAUUUUAUGGCAAUUGAACAAAUUGGGCGGUCUUCUUCCUCUGAGAAGGCCAUUUUCAACGCCUACCUCUUCGUUCGGGUCGAGCAAGGCAAAAACCUAAAGCCCAUCCUUGGAGAUGUGAUUGAUGAAUACUUUCGUUGUUUAUUUCAGCGUUUAAAGUUCUUGCAGGAGCCAUCGCCCUAUUGCGUCCUGCAAAUUGGCAAUGUAGUACAGAAUACGGCGGUGCGUGAGAAAACGCAAAAUCCCAUUUGGGAGUCCCCUCAUCAUUUUCUCUUUUCUAAUCCGGACAUCCAAAUCCUCAACAUCGAGGCACGUGCCUUCUUGUCAUUGUUUUCACUGAGUUCUUUCAUCAUAUAUUUUAAAAUGAAGCCUACAAGUCCGUCAGGAGGGAUGAUUCAUGAUAGCAAGUCAGAGGUUGUCUUGGGCACUCUAGCGAUCCCAUUGAAGCAUCUGAAGGCUGAGAAGAAUAUGACAGUGACUCAGCCUUAUGUUCUUCAGGCAGCAGGUCCAGACAACGCCACCCUCUACCUUCAUCUCGAACUACGGGCGCUGGUGCCGGGUCCGGACAGACAGCCACAUCGGAACCGCGGACCUCUGGAUUCCGGCUGUUCUGAAGAGACUCCCAAGCCCUCCUCUCCACUCAUCACCACCUUCGAGAAAUCUCAAGAGUCCUCACCGGAGCCCUCACCGCUCCCUUAUUCUGUACCGUCGUCUUUGCCCGAAAAUGUCGUUUACCAUCACCGUGGUGAUUUAAAAGAUGAGGACGAGGAUAAUCACACUCUGGUGGAUCCGCCAAACCCGGCUGGUCGGAUAAGGCUAACUAUGCACUACGAUGUUGACAUGGAGAUUCUCAAAGUUACCGUGGACAGGGCUGAAAAUAUCUUGGGCGUAGAUAAAGACGGCUUAUCGGAUCCCUAUGUGAAGUUGAGCGUCAUUGAUAGCUUUGGGCAUACUGUUGGCGAAUCGAAGAAAACAAAAGCUGUGAAGAAUGAUCUGAAUCCAUUUUUCGACCAAAGUUUUGAGUUCUCCGUGAAGUCGGAGGUCUUGGAAACCUGCAAGCUCUGUGUGGUUGUAAAGAAUCAUGUUGGCCCUCUACAGCGCAAUUCGCAGAUGCGCAAAUUGGGCUCCGUUUCGGUGAGUCUGCACGAAUUGAAGGGUGGCAGCGGAUUUACUGAGUGGUAA
This is a messenger RNA of Hydatigera taeniaeformis, 2307 nucleotides long. Lineage: Eukaryota; Metazoa; Platyhelminthes; Cestoda; Cyclophyllidea; Taeniidae. The record is from the annotation of a GenBank genome assembly.